Oncorhynchus tshawytscha (Chinook salmon) is the source of this 7518-nucleotide messenger RNA. It is a transcript of the gene mllt3, whose product is annotated as MLLT3 super elongation complex subunit. The coding region runs from base 487 to 2337 and encodes 616 amino acids. Lineage: Eukaryota; Metazoa; Chordata; Actinopteri; Salmoniformes; Salmonidae. Gene Ontology annotation, cellular component: super elongation complex. The transcript is spliced from 14 exons. Gene Ontology annotation, biological process: regulation of DNA-templated transcription. The record is from RefSeq and is a predicted model, not a curated record.
UAUUGUUUGAGUAUAUUGACAUCCAAUUGUAGGCUAAUAGAGGUUUUAAAAAUAUCGUAUAGCAUAGUGUAGGCUAUGUUUGAUAUAUUGGAUAAUGUUAUGUUACAGUAUCAAGUGCUCCAGUCAAAGCUGUUGUAAGAGAGGAAAUGUAUGUUUUGACUGUUCAUGCUGGGUCACUAUGUGUACUCAUCAAUGGUUUGAAAGCCACUUGCCUAUGUGGGUAAAUUGUGAGGUGGAUUUACUAUAGUCCAUGCAUUGGUUGUCUGCGCGUGUGCGCUGUCUCAUUGGUUCGCUUUCCCCCUGCUCGUCUGCGGCUCUUGUCAGUGCACAAAACAGCGCAUGCGUCUUAUUUUGCUCCUCAGCCUUUGAAACUCCGGGUUGAGUUCAAUUAGGAGAGACCAUGUCCGCCAUCAGCCAUAUGCACUUCUCUAUCUUCUCAUUUAAAACAAAUUCUCCAUGAAAUAGCGGUAGAACGCGGCCUCGAGAAUGGCCACAUCGGGUGCUGUUCAGGUGAAACUAGAACUUGGACAUCGUGCCCAGGUCAGAAAGAAACCCACGGUGGAAGGCUUUACGCACGACUGGAUGGUGUUUGUCCGAGGACCAGAGCACAGCAACAUUCAGCACUUUGUGGAAAAAGUUGUUUUUCACCUGCACGAAAGCUUCCCAAGACCAAAAAGAGUGUGCAAGGAUCCACCCUAUAAAGUGGAGGAGUCUGGAUACGCAGGCUUCAUCUUGCCCAUUGAAGUGUACUUCAGAAAUAAGAUGUCCCACUGCACCUCUCAGGAAGAACCUAAGAAAGUGCGCUUCGACUACGACCUGUUUCUACACUUGGACGGCCACCCGCCUGUCAAUCACCUGCGCUGCGAGAAGCUCACCUUCAACAAUCCCACGGAGGAGUUCCGCAGGAAGCUGCUUAAAGCUGGCGGGCAACGGGAUCCUCACAAAAGAAGUUUGGACGACUCUCAAGUGAUGGUAAUGCAGGAGGGUUCCACAUCUCUGUUCGGCCAGCACCUCAAGCUGCCCACCCUCCCCAGCAACUCCCUGACAUUGACCUUCUCAGACGCUAAGAAAAGCAAGGCCUUCCCAGGGUCAAAGGACGGCUUCAAAGGAUCUGACUCUCUUCUCACCACAACCACCACCACCAGCUCAUCCAAGCUCCACAAACCCUCCAAGGACUACAAGGACAAGCCUUUGAAAGAGCCCAAAAGUGCCUUCAGAGACUGUAGCAGGGAACCAAGCAAAGCCUCCAAAGAUCCAUCCAAGAAACCCAAAGAGAACCAGCCUCUUCGGGACAACCCCCCCAUCCCCAAGAUGGGCUUCAAGGAGCCCAAGGCCAUGUCCAAGGAGCACCGGCAGGAUGGGGGCUACUCGCACGGGGCUGGGAAUGGGACAGGGACUAACAAGCGACUGUCCAUCACCGACAGCGAGGACCAUCUGACCAAAAAGCGCAAGAAGGGCUUCUCGGAGUUGACGUUAAAGCCGCCGGGGGGCUCGUUGCUGCCGUACCCCCAAUCCCACUACUCGGAAAAGAAACUGCUGAAGGACAAAUCCCAGGUGCGGCCCGCUAAAGUGCGGGUGGACGGCGGUGAGGCGCUGGGGGAGCGCAGCAAGGCGCCGACGCUACCUCCGUUCUCGGAGUUGAGGGACGCCAACGACUCCGACAUGGAGGACAAUAUGUCCACCAAAUCAGAUUCGGAGCAGCCCAGUCCAGCCAGUUCAAGCUCUAGUUCCAGUUCAGGAUUUGCAGCCAGCCACAAACGCCAAGUGGCUGAAUUCGUCCGCAGGAAGGUAGGGGCCGUCCCUGCCACAGCCCACACAGUGUUGGGUCCCCUUCGUUCAAUAAUUCACGACCUGCACUCCGACGACAACGAGGAUGAUUCGGAGGAGGACGACAACGAUGACAACGACAUGGACUCUGACCUGGAGCGACAAAUGCACACGCACAUGACACACCGCCACCGCCGGGUCAGCUUGAGUGACGGCACUGAGAGUGAGAACAGCUCAGCGCCCUCUCCCCACUCUCGCCACGAGCCCCCGCCUUUAAUAAACACCAGUAAUAACCAGAUACUGGAGGUGAAGAGCCCCAUUAAGCAAACGAAGCAGGAUAAGAAUAAAAACAUUGACUGUGACAAGGCUUACCUGGAUGAGCUGGUGGAGCUACACAGACGACUGAUGACACUGAGAGAGAGGCACAUACUCCAACAGAUAGUGAACCUCAUCGAGGAGACUGGACACUUCCACAUCACAAACACCACUUUUGACUUUGACCUCUGCUCCCUGGACAAAACUACUGUGCGGAAGCUCCAGAGUUACCUAGAAACGUCUGGAACGUCAUGAGGUCUUGGAGCUGCUGGCUGCUGCAAGGAACAAUGUUGGAAGGACUUAGGAAUCUUCCUCUUUUGUUCCCCCCCACCUCCAAAAAAUGUACUUUUCACUGCAACGCAAAAAGAUGACCUGCCACGGCCAGGCCCUGCCCCGGGUCUUAGUGCCUGGCCUUCUGGUCGCUCCACAAUGCUCGUUGGAUCCUCUCUCCACGCGACCAGGGUAGCCCGUAAGCACAGACCGGCUCGGCGUGUCGUGUCACCCUGGAGAUGAGUCCUGUCGACCAGGAAUAUCACCCAGAAAGCCUUGACAAAUUCCACAGUUGACAAAAAAAACGUGGUAAAGAAACAGUGACCUUGCUUUUAAAACUAAUGUGCAUAUUAUUACCAUGUAUUGAAUUUUUUGGGCGUUCUUUGUGAUGAAUGGUGCAUGUUCAACACUGCCUUACCACGUUUGUCGGUCUUUAUUUAUUGAGUUUUUGUGUGUGUGUGUGUGUGUGUGUGUGUGUGUGUGUGUGUGUGUGUGUGUGUGUGUGUGUGUGUGUAAGAGAGAGAAUAGCAACACUGAGUUAGUCUUGUGCAAGCACUUCACAACAUGCAUCUCUCUGGCUCUGGAAGGACGGUGGAGCAGCGCGUUGUCAUCACAACGUUAAGUUUUAAAUUAUCUUGUGACGGAUGACUUGAAUGGCAAUCGAACGUCCCUCUAUAUGAAGACGGCAACUCUACCCUCUCCUCCAAAACAAUAAUUGUUAUCAGUGCCCACCGGUACGAGCUGAAGACAAAUCAUGAACUCAAAUUGUUGAAAUUAACACUUGUAUAUUCCAUUCUUGGUACCAAAUCUUUAAUUGAUGUAUUGGACAAUGACGAGGCAAAUUUCCAAAGUGUGCUGCAUGUUGUUUUUACAAGCUCUCACUUGUAUUCCGCUGCUCAAGUUGAAACCAAGCCUAGUGUUUGAUCAAUCUAUUCUGCCCUACCAAGCAAAAAAGCAGUAACUGCUCAUAGCGUGGAAUUGAUUGAAAUGGCUUUUAUUUACCUUGGUUUCACAGUAACUUCAUGCAGUUACUGCUAACAUGACCCCCAUUUUCUACAAAAUACAACAGAGGCAGGAUACAUGUCCACAUGAUUAAGCAUGUAUAUGUUGCAAAAAUAACUGAUUUUCAACCAAAUGAGCAGUUACUGCCUUUUUUGCUUGGUUGGGCAGUAUUGUAAGCAGGCCUGAGCUAAAAAGGAACUAUUUUGAAUCCUGGAAUUUUAGGAGGAAAAAUUGUACUCUUACGUAUGUAAGACUGAAUCUUAUUUAUUUCACGGUGACCUCCGUUGCCAAAUCAAAGUUGUGCAUUAGAAUUGAGAACUGAACUGAAUUUUUAUUUUUUUGUAACUUUGUCCUUUUUGCUAACCUGAGGAGUUGAAGUUAAUUUUGUCUGCUGAGAGCGAUGCCUCAACAGGAAUACCAGUGGUUGUAGCUGCUCACAGGGCCAUGCAAAGGCAGAAUGUUGCAUUUUUUUCUUGACCAAUGUCAGUCUUAUGAGUUUGUGUAUUCUUAGGACAUACAAUAAAAAUGCUGUGUUUUGUACAGAUGAGAACAUGUGCAACCUGUGGUAAAAAAUAGUUAGUCACUGUAAAUGUAACAUUUUUUGUUUGUUUUGACUUUGUUGCAAUGACAUUUUGUAAUUUCUUUUUUUUUUUUUUGUCGAAGCCCAAAGAUUUUGGUUUUGGUUGGGAUAUUGUUUAUUUGUAUAUAAACGUUGUGAUUAUUAAUGUCAUCUUUCAUUUCUUGGAAGGUUGGAAAAAAUAUAACAUUUUGGUAUUUUAAACAAAGGUAGCUUACAAUCAUGUGUUUUAGUCAAAGCUAUAACUGGUUUCUGGUGGAUCCACAACAUGCAGCAAAUUUUUGGGGUUGAUUAUAUCACUAUUCUUGACUAUCUUAUUAGUCUGCCAUUUGAAUUGUAUAACUAAAUGACCACACUGCUCCCCCCAUGUUUCUAAUUUGGGAGGGCAACACGAUUACUUCCUGUAUACACGGAGUGUACAAAACAUUAGGAGCACCUUCCUAAUAUUGAGUUGCACCCCCCUUUUGCCCUCAGAACAGCUUCAAUUUGUCAGGGCAUGGACUCUACAAGGUGUCAAGCGUUCCACAUGGAUGCUGGCCCGUGUUGACUUAAACCGGUGUGCCUGGCACCUACUACCAUACCCCGUUCAAACACAAAUAUUUUGUCUUGACAAUUCUCCCUCUGAAUAACACACACAAUCCAUUUCUCAAGGCUUAAAAAUCCUUUAACUUGUCUCUUUAUCUACACGAAUUGAAGUGACAUCAAUAAGGGAUCAUAGGAUUCACCUGGUCAGUCUCAUGGAAAGAGCAGGUGUUCUUAUUUUUUUGUAAACUUAAUGUAUAUGAAUGCUUCUAUUUGGAGAGAAGUGAUUGCUGGGAAAAGUUCUACAAUACCAACCUUUUUCAAAGGGACGUGUCUGUUCAGGAUGGCGCAACGUUACAGAACAAUAGGCAGUCAUUUCUGCUCUACAGUAUACAUUGCAUUUCUAUCUGCAUCAUUCGGAACAUUUCGCCCUAUUGAAUACACCCCCUCGAUUAUCAUCUGUAUAUCUAGCAGUCAUCUCACAUCUCUUGCCUAUUGAGAUGUAUGGGGGGGUACAUGAGGUUGCAAUGUAGUGCAGUUCUGUGUUGCGUUGACUGUGGAACUUAUUGUCUCAGUCUCUGCUGUCAGUUCUACCAGAUCUGACCCAUUUACUGUGUGUUUUCAACUUGCAGACUAUUUCCUAUAAAAUGCACAGUUGCAAUUCCUUUUUGAGGACAUUUGGUUUUUUGUGAUUCAAGGUUUCACGUUCAAGGUUUCAUUCAUGUCACUGAAUUCCAAUGACAACGUGAUCAUUUGAUUACCCUAGUUUUCUUCAACUAGCCACUAAGUACUGUAUAAACGCCACUAUUCCUUUUAAACAAAGUGAUUUCUCAGUGGAUCUUCAAAUGCCCAGUGUUUCAGGAUGUUUUGAAUCCUGAAUCUUCGAGACAAAGUAAAUAGGUAGCCUUUUCCAGGCCGUGGGGGAGGAGCCCACAGUAUGUGCAGUUUCUGUAGCAUGAGAAGUACACUCCCUGAACAGGACCCUAGUUUAUCACUGAGACAUAAAAGCAACUGUAGUUCAUGAACCAUUUAUUUUUAUACAUAACACAGGUCUCGGGUCAGAAUGUUGAUCCCCUCUUUUAAUUAGCUGACACGAUUUGUGCAGCACGUGGUUUUUAGGUUUGUCAAUGUAGGUGGUCGGACAAACGCUUGGAAGGCAUCCAGACUCCCCAUUUUGUGGUGGGGAUGGGGAAGUAUCAUGCUCAAGCCUUUUAUCAGGGAAAUAACCUUUUUUAAAAUAGGAUUUUCAGCUCGUGUUCGCUGUAUUGCUCGCCAAUUGAAAUCCUCUCAGAUUCGUUCAGAGCUCGCUGCCAAGGUUAGCUGUCCUGGGCCCUGUCCAGGAGUGUGUGCAGAUAGAAAUGUGUCUCAACCGGAUAUGAUUUUUCUGUCAUGUAGAAUAUGGAAUUAUGUCUGUCUGCUCUUCAUUACAUUUAUAUCUGCAACACACAGAAUAUAUUCCUGUUUGUUUUGAUCCGUGUGGUUGAGAGAGAAGUAGGGAGAGGAGGAUGCCACUUUAGACUAUUGAGCUGUACCCCCUACAACCUGCACGGUAAGGACGUUCCUGUCUGUAAGGACAACUCUGCUGUGUCCCAAAUGACAUAUUAACGAUGUAGUGCACUAUAAUGGGAAUAGGGUGCCAUUUGCGAUGCGUCCAGGGAGUCGCAGGUAUAGUGUUGGACAUGUGAAGGCCAUGGCCACUAACGGACAUGCUAAGCCAGCCAACUUAACACAUUUUCAGCAGCUGUUUAAUGAAUUGGAGCAGCUGGACGAUGGUGGUGCCAAGGUAUUUUGAGAAUGCGAUUUACAAUUCUAAUCGCAUUAACACGGCGCCAUCAUACGCCUUACUCUGCCAUUCCACCUCGUGUAAGAGCCAGAGGCUACUCCAGUUGUCCAUUGACUGUUUUCACACUGUAUUUGCAGCGGCGGGAAAGAGUCAUCCCAACAGAAGUCUCAAGGAGACAUUAUAGUUCUAGAAGUAAUUUACAAAAGUCACUAUUGCUGCAAAAAAAUGAUCAGUUCUUAUAUGCGGGUUUUUUUGCCUUUAGGAAGUUGCUUAAUGACAAAGAGAUUGAAAUGGCUUAAAAAUCAUCAUUUAUAAUAUUUUGUUUUUGCUGGAGUCCCUUUUUAAAGACAAUUCCACAAGCUGUUGUGUGUGGAUACACUUGUUUUGCUGGCAGACCUGUUUGUCAGUGAUUUAUUAAGGGGGAGUAUACUGCUAUCGUAUCACACCAUUUUAGGAAGAGGAUCUUGUUUGGUUGUGGUCUGAGCAGUGCUGCCAAUUGCAUCAAUUCAAAGAUCUGCCUUUCACUUAAGCUGCUUUUCAAUGGUCUGGUUUAAGUAUACAGUAUGUAUACAUAUACAUGACGGUGCAUCCUGCAAGGCAACAGGCCUGAUCCUCAGAGCUUGUCCAGCUGCUUUUUCUCGCACGAUGAUAGUUAUGGAUUGGGCAUGGCUGGAUCCUUCAAUCAUUUUCCCACUCCUUUCCUCCGUGUGUUUUUAGAUGGGGUUUUUUCAGCCAUGGUUUCUUAAGCUCUUCUCUUGAACUCUACACUCAUUGUGAUUCACUGCAGCUGACACCAUGCCCUGUGUAUAUAGCCAAGUUAUCGUUACUCAUUGUGCAUUUAUUCCUUAUCUAUUAUUUCAAAAAAAUUCUCUGCAUUGUUGGGAAGGGCCCGUAAGUAAGCAUUUCACUGUUUUACAAAGCUUUUGACAAAAUUUGCUUUGAAAUUAGUAGCAGGGCUAUGACAUUUCCCUCAACGUUCCAGAAUGGGGUGAAAAUGGCAGCCAUAUUGGUCAGGGAGAAAUCCAAACCAGUCUAUUUGGAAUGAAUGGCAGUAGAGGCAUAAUCCUGUUUUUACUUGUGCAGGAAAAUAAAACCAGUCAGGUGAUGUAUGUAAUAUAUUUAAUGUAAACCCUUUUGUUUUCUUGUAAAGCUGUGCGUGCUAUUAUGAUACAAUAUCAGUACUUGUUGUAUUUACAACUUAUCUAUACUGAGCAAAAAUGUAAACGCAACAUGUAAAGUGUUGGUUUCAUGAGCUUAAAUAAAAGAGCCCUGAAUUUUCCAU